AUGUCUACGAAAUCUCUUGUGUUUCUUGGUCUGAUAAGUACGGCCUUUGGACUGGCAACAAGUACCAGUCAUUCCAAUCUGCCGUCGUGUCGUGCUCUCCCUGGGGACGCCGCAUGGCCCAAAUCCCACGAGUGGGCCAAGCUCAACAAGACCAUCAAUGGAAACUUGAUUGCAACUAUACCUGAGGCUAGCGUAUGCCAUGAAUCUUCUUUCGGAACUUUUGAUUCCUCGCCUGUGCCCAACUCAAAACUACAUGGGAUGUGGCACUUCCCAGCCAUCUGUCCAAAUGGGGUCCCAUCACUGACACACGCCAGUAUUUCCGCUCCUGGAGAUGUUCUCAGCCAGUACUUCCAGAACUACACUUGCGUUCCCUUCACCAAUGUGUCUCAGAAUUGUGAGCUGGGCAACUUCCCCAACUACGUUGUCAAUGUCACUGGAGUAAACGAUGUCCGGGGCGCCAUUGCGUUUGCUAAAAAGUACAACAUAAGAAUCGUGAUCAAGAACACAGGACAUGACUACCUGGGCAAGUCCACCGGGAGAGGCAGCUUGUCCCUCUGGACACACAAUCUCAAGUCCACCGAGUACAUCCCUUCCUACAGCUCCCCCUAUUAUAAAGGGCCCGCUGCAAAGCUAGGUGCUGGUAUUGAAGGAUGGGAAGCCUACGGGCUUGCCAAUUCGACAGGUCACCGCAUGGUUGGGGUACCUGUCCUACCGUCGGUGUCCUCCUACGGCACGAGUGCCGACAAUGUGCUGGAGUGGGAGGUUGUCACAGUCGACGGUCAGCACCUCAUAGCGACCCCAAAUCAAAACUCGGACCUCUACUGGGCCCUCAGCGGUGGUGGCGGUGGCACUUUUGCCGUCGUUCUCUCGAUGACCGCUCGAUUGCACACGGACAGUAUAGUGGGUGGUACCCUUCUCAGCUUCAACGACUCGAUCGUUGGCAACGCUGCUUACUGGGAGGCCGUGGGUGUAUUCCACGCACUCCUUCCUGAUUUCCUUGAUGGCGGCAACUCCUUCACUUACUCCGUCGGGAAGAACUCCCUAUCCGCAUACGGAACAAUGCCUGGUGCAAAUCUCACCGAGGUCAAUCGGUUGCUUAAGCCAUUCUUAGCUGACCUAGCUCACCGCAAUAUCACUCCUUACAAUACGCCACAAGUCUCACCCAACUACUAUACCCACUUUUACACCUACCUGGGUCCAGCCCCCUACGGUUACGACGCUUUCUAUCCUUUCACCAACAGCCGCAUCAUCCCUCGAUCACUCGUGGCAAACUCUACCACGAAUGCUGUCGUCACAGACCUUUUCCGCAAUAUUACUCUUGUGGAAGCCUUCUCUCCCUUCUACUGCGACAGUUUCACUGUCGCCACCCAAUCCCAUCCGGAUAACUCGUUGCAUCCCGCGUGGCGCGAUGGGAUGCUUCUUUGUGCUCCUGCGGGCAGCUGGGACUGGAACGCGACGCCAGAGGAAAUGACGGCGCGGGAUGAGUAUGCUGCUAAAACACUGCAGCCGAUGAUGGAUAAGGCGACACCGGGUGGUAUGGUCUAUCUGAAUGAGGCCAAUCAUCUGUACGCAGAUUGGAAGGAAAGCUUCUACGGUAAUCAAGUACGAGAGACUGCUGAGUGUCAAGAACAAGUACGACCCACAGCAGUUAUUGUAUGUGAAGACGGGAGUGGGAAGUGA
This is a messenger RNA of Penicillium cosmopolitanum, 1680 nucleotides long. RefSeq lists its product as uncharacterized. The transcript is spliced from 4 exons. Gene Ontology annotation, molecular function: oxidoreductase activity; FAD binding. The record is from RefSeq and is a predicted model, not a curated record. The coding region runs from base 1 to 1680 and encodes 559 amino acids. Lineage: Eukaryota; Fungi; Ascomycota; Eurotiomycetes; Eurotiales; Aspergillaceae.